AAGACGUGUAUAUUCGUGCACUUGGAAUGCAUACCAUGUGUCAAGUCCUCCUCCAGUGCAGACGUGAGCACUGUGGGGCUCGUUCCGGCAUGCCUACUGCGGCGUGGGCAGACACGUCUCCGGUACAUGCGCAGCAGAUCGCAUUGCUUCUGUUGCGUGCAGCAGCUGGACAGCUCCAGCCUCGAUCUGGAACAAUGGAGUCGACGGUGCAUUUCCGCGACAUUCAAGCUUCGGCUACCUCCUUUUUGGAAGUCAAGACAUGGUCAUGCCACCCAAUGACAGUAAGGUUUUCGCCCGGCGACACGGAACGGUGCAGACCUCGACCAAGCCGAUCAUCGUGGGGUUUUCUCGACGACAAGGCGGGGUAAGGCAUCGCGGCCAGCGUCUGCACCAUGAUGAAACUCAAUAGUAGAUAUAUACAGUUGUCACAGCUCUGCACGCCUGAUUCGCCACCCACCACCUACACGACCUUUCCCACUGACACCAACGACAGACGAUAAUCAUGUCGAAGCUCGAAGUAUACCUCGACCCUUGCACGGUCAAUAGCAGAAAAGUGCUUGCUGGACUGGACAUGAUGGAGAUACCCUACAAUUACAACUUUAUUAGUUUCUUCAAGGGCGAACAGAAAAGCGACAGCUACACCAAGAUCAACCCCAUGCAAACUGUCCCUUCUGCGAAAGAUGGAGACCUGGUCUUGACCGAAUCCAACGCAAUUCUCAUGUACGCCGCAGAUUUGGGCAAGGACGACUCUGCUUAUCCCAAAGACCUCAAGCUGCGCGCAGACGCCAACCGCUGGCUCCUUUGGGAAUCUUCUGUCUGGUUUGCCACCAACUAUGUCUAUCUGGUGGAGUAUGUGGUGAAGCCACUCAUGGGUGCUCAGCCCGACCAGUCCGUCAUCGACAAUGAGGCCCCCAAGUGGCACAAAGCCGCCGGCAUCCUCAACACCCGCCUCGGUGAGACAGGUAAAUGGAUCCUUCCAGGGGACAAGCCCAGCAUCGUCGACAUCUCCAUCGCCUCAGCCGUACAUCUUCACGAGGCCCAAAACCUUCCUCUCGAUCAACACCCCAACUUGAAACGCUGGAUCAGCGACGUUGAAAAGAUCCCCGCGUGGCAACAGACCCAAGCCGCUGUCGACGAUGCCCUCCUUCCCAACAAGAAGAAGGGAGAGGUACGUGCCGAGUUCAAUUACACCAAAGAUGUCAGCAUCGAAGAUAAGCUUACCGAAAUCUACUUCUACGAAGACCCCAAGUCAGUAGACAUCCACGCACCGGGCGACGACCUCCAAACCAUGACCGUGCACUCCGGUUGGGGUCAAGACUGGGACGUAGACGUCAACGGUUUCAGCCUCAAAGACUUCACCCCAGCCUACAACGGUUCAUGGGAAGACAGCGAAACAGUCGCCAAAGACUUCUACCCAGAAGUGGUAGAAUUUUUGAAAAAGGAGUUGGGCGCCAAAAGAGUACUAGUCUUCGACCACACAAUCCGCACAAAAAAGAACAAUGAAAAACCCCUCACCGACCAAAAAAAUACUUCGCAGCGCGCUCCCGUUCGCCUCGUACAUUGCGAUUAUACCGCCGAGUCCGCUCCUUUGCGCGUGAAACAGCUCCUUCCUGAAGAAGCUUCUUCUCUCCUCACCCGUCGCGUGGCAUUCAUCAAUGUCUGGAAACCUCUCACGCGCGUGGAAGAGAAUCCUCUUGCUAUGUGUGAUGUCAAGUCUGCGCCGCAAGAAGAUUUCUUUAAAUUGUAUUUGCGGUACAAGGAUCGUACCGGGGAGAAUUAUGUGAUGAGGUAUAAUGAGGCGCAUAAGUGGUAUUAUUUCCCUAUGAUGGAGAAGGAGAAGUGUAUUUUGUUGAAGACUUAUGAUUCGGAUACGGGGAAGGCGCAGUUUGUGGGGCAUACGGCUUUUGAUGAUCCGACAACGAAGCCGGAUGCUAUUACGAGGGAGAGUUGUGAAAUCCGGACGAUUUGUUUCUUUUGAGCGGCUUUUUUGUGUCGCUUCGUUUAUUCGACAGAUGAGACGGAG
Cercospora beticola is the source of this 2023-nucleotide messenger RNA. RefSeq lists its product as uncharacterized. Gene Ontology annotation, molecular function: oxidoreductase activity. The record is from RefSeq and is a predicted model, not a curated record. NCBI's taxonomy places the organism in Eukaryota, Fungi, Ascomycota, Dothideomycetes, Mycosphaerellales, Mycosphaerellaceae.